This is a messenger RNA of Lactuca virosa, 1398 nucleotides long. The record is from the annotation of a GenBank genome assembly. Lineage: Eukaryota; Viridiplantae; Streptophyta; Magnoliopsida; Asterales; Asteraceae.
AUGGAGAGUAUAGUUCUGUAUCCAUCUCCAGGGAUGGGCCACCUCAUAUCAAUGGUAGAGCUCGGAAAACUUAUCCACAGACACCAUCCUUCCUUCUCCAUCAUCGUCCUCACACUCAUCCCCUCUUUUAACACCGGCACCACCGCCUCCUAUGUCCGCAACAUCUCCGCCACCUUCCCUGCCAUCACUUUUCACCAUGUUCCUGAUAUCCCUCUUGAUCCCCAACUUUACUCCUCUAUGGAAGCCAUCACCAUUGAGCUUUCUCGACUUAGCACCCCGAACAUCAAGAAUGCUUUACAGUCCAUUUCUCUCUCCUCUCACAUUACAGCCUUCAUCAUCGACUUUUUUUGCACGCACGCGAUGUCUGUGGCUACUAAUUUCAACAUUCCUGUAUACUACUUUUCAACUUCUAGUGCAUGUUGUCUUCAGCUACUCCUAAACUUUCCGACACUUCAUGGAACCACGACCAGAAGUUUCAAAGAUAUGAACAAACUCAUCCAUUUGCCAGGGAUCCCCCCGAUACCCUCGUCCGAGAUGCCAGACCCACUUCUUGAUAGAACAUCUACUGUUUAUUCAUACUUUCUUGAACUCAGUGAGCACAUACACAGAUCAAAUGGGAUCAUUGUCAACACAUUUGAAUCGCUAGAACCAAAAGCGAUUAAUGUCAUGACUAACAGUUCGUAUGCCACAGAUAUGCAUGCGCCACCAGUUUACGGCAUCGGACCGCUUGUUGCUGGCGAUGCUGAUGGUUCUCAUGCAUGUUUGAAUUGGCUAGAUUCUCAACCAAGUCAUAGUGUUGUUUAUUUGUGUUUUGGAAGUUUAGGUUUGUUUUCAAGUGAUCAGUUAAAGGAGAUCGCCAUCGGGCUUGAGAUGAGUGGACAUCGAUUUCUAUGGGUGGUACGAAGCCCACCAUCGAACAAUACAGAGGACCGUUUUCUGCCACUACCGGAACCAGAUUUAAAUUUGCUACUUCCAGAAGGAUUCUUAGAUCGUACAAAAGAUAGAGGAUUUGUAGUGAAGAAUUGGGUGUCACAAGUGGCGGUUCUCAGCCACGAGUCUGUGGGUGGGUUUGUGACUCAUUGCGGGUGGAACUCAGUGUUGGAAGCAGUAUGUGCGGGUGUUCCGAUGGUUGCUUGGCCGCUUUAUGCAGAACAAAGGUUUAAUAAGGUGGUGUUGGUGGAGGAAAUGAAGUUGGCUCUACCGAUGGAUGAGUCGGACGGUGGGAGGGUGGCGGCGACAGAGGUGGAGAAGAGGGUGAAGCAGUUGAUGGAAUCGGAGGAAGGGAAAGCAGUUAGGUCGAUGGCAAUGAAAAGAAAAGAGGAUGCUGAAAAGGCAAUGAGUGACGAUGGGUCAUCUCGUGUUGCAUUGUCCAAGUUAGUUGCAUCAUGGUUGCCAUAA